This is a messenger RNA of Symsagittifera roscoffensis, 1765 nucleotides long. RefSeq lists its product as uncharacterized. Bases 105 to 1685 code for a protein of 526 amino acids. The transcript is spliced from 5 exons. NCBI's taxonomy places the organism in Eukaryota, Metazoa, Xenacoelomorpha, Acoela, Convolutidae. The record is from RefSeq and is a predicted model, not a curated record.
UUUUGCUUAUUUUCAUUGAUUUUUUUUAUAUUUUUUUUCUAAAAUCUGGCAAAAAAUUGAUAGUUAUAUUCAUUUUGUUGAUUGUGAAUUAUCGUUUCCCAAAAAUGGUUUGGGUUUAUGGGUCGAAGAAAGGGAUUUCCCCAAAUAAAAACACUCAUAGUAAAAACGAAAUUCCAAUAUCGACAGACGUCUCUUCGACCAAUCAACUGACAGAUGAAAUGGAAGGACUGUGGAAGCUGGAGAUCACGUUGAAGCAGCAGGGACAUCACGUGACUAAAUCACGGCCUCGUUCCUUUCACAUCGAGAGCGUUACCGUAUCUUCAACACCCCACAAAACUUGCAGUCCAAAUGAAUUGUUCAGUCAAGUUUCCGGGAGGUCAAGGCGUCACAGGACCAAAAAGGACACCAAAAAUGAAACCUUCACCAUCACGCUAAAAAGUCCCAUGACACCUGGGCGUGUUGUCGAAGACAGUCAAAAUAAAAAAGCGGAGUCAGUCGAGUUUUCUGACGAUCUAGAUGACAUGCCCUACUGGAGCUCCUCGGAUGAUGAUGUGGAAGAAAUUCCUGAAACAAACAGCCGAGGUCGGCAAUGCAGAUCAUCGCUCAGCUCACAACAUUCUCCAGAACUUGAUGUUGGAAAUACAGAAACGCCGAAAAACAGCAAUAAACCAUCCAUCAGAAGUUCUCCGAUCGACUUGAAAUCUUCAGGGGUUUUGAGUCCCACAGGAAGAUCUCAACAUAGUCCUAGCAAACUCAGAAACUCAAAAACUUUAUCUUUGUCGAGAAAAACUUCCCCUCACUCGUCAGAUAAAACGAAUCAAGAGCUAUUAUGUCGGCGAAAAACUUCGAACGCGGAUGGUCCAACUCUUCUUACAUGCACGUCUCCUGUUGUCAGAAACAGACCAAAUCAGACAACUUCUGCCAAUACAUUAGAGCAAAAUCCGAAGACGAGGUUACUUAAGGAGAGAGGAAGGAAAAAUAAGGAGCGAGAAAGCUUUUUGCUUUCGAGUGCAAGGUACUCACAGCGAAGCUGUUUAUGUUCACUGCGACAUAGACACUUAGAAAGCGCCAAUAGUUUUUGCGAAAAACGGAAACAGGGAAAAAAUAAAUGCAAACCAACGCGAGAUAACGAAGAACUGAACAAUUACAACUACACAGAAAAUAACGGGAGUGAAACGCGGCUCAAAAGUCGACCGCAAAGUUCCAAAAGUCACGAGAAAAUUACUGGAAUCGGCUCUGAAGAGUGCAAAAAAAAUGCAUGGCUAUCUACACAUAGCGAUGCAGAAAUUGCCAGUCUCAAUGCCAAAAAUAUUAAUCGGGAACCUUUAAAGCGGUCUGCCGAGUCAAGCCGGAAGCAAAACAAAAUAAGUGUCACGAAGACGAAUGUAUCUUUCAACUCGUCCAAAAACCGAAUGCGUCAUCCGAAGCAUUCGUCUGGAGAAAUGAACUUCUGCCACCCCGAAGGGCGAAGCUUCUACGAUUUCUUGUACAACCCGAACUACACCAGAACUCUCCAGCCGAAUGUUACGAAAGGCACGAAAUAUGGAGCUCCUCGAUUGUCGGUGCCUCGGACGAAGUCGUGUGAUCUGUUACCGAGAAGUACUGAACACACGACACGAGCGAAGUGUCCAAAAGACAUCAAAGGAAGCAACUCUACAUUUAUUACGCAGCCAUGGAAAGCAUAAAAGUGGAAAUUUGGCAAUCAGAACACAAAAAAUUAGUGAGCAAUAUUUGAUAGAUUAGUCAUAUUUAUAUAUAACCUAAA